AGAGGGAAACUUAAGCUUUCUGGCCCUGAUUUUCCAUCCCUAAAGGCAUUCUGUGGCUUCUAAAAAAAGCCCUGUAUAUUUGAAGUAUUGCGUCACGUGACCAGGGCUGUAUUUAUGAAUCAAAGAGUUCAGUGCUUUCUGAGAGAAAGACAGAAAAAAAAAACAAAGAGAGAGAGCAACAACAGGGGGACGCUUCUCUGUUCGCAAAACUACAACGGCUGUAAAGAAGACAUGCAUGUCAGAGAAAGUUUGAUUGAAAGAGGGAGGGCAAGAAUGCCAGAGAGCGAAUGAGGAGGUAGAGUGAGUGGUGGUGAAGGGGGGAGCGAAAGAGAAAAGGCGGAAUGCAACAGGCUUCUUUAUUCGCACAGAGAGACACAUCUGACUUAUACAAGUCAACAAGCUGCUCUCGUAUGCUCAGUUCAGGCUUUCCCUCCAGACCUUCACUCACCAUAACAGGCAUCUGUUGGAUUACUGUGCAUCAGUUCUGGAUCACUUGCUGAGAUCACCUUCCAUUCAGAUCAGUGCUGCGCAAAUGUUUAGAAUGGAUUUUCGAUUAUUGCACACAGCUUGUUAAGAGAAAUCCUUUUAUAAAUAGCAUUGAAGUUAAAAGAAGUGGUAAUUUACCAUCUCAACAAUAGGACGAUAGGACAGUUUUUGGACACUGGAGGACCGCCAUCAUCACAAUGGCAACCAAUAGGGAGAGGCCUAUGAGUCAUAUGACAGGGUUCUACCCUUUUGCCUUCAGUUCAAUGCGAAACCACUCCCCCUUUGAUCUUCUGGCCAAUGGCAGCCUAUUUGGACGAUUUGGAGCAGACCUACCCAAAGAGAUGGCAGCUCUGUCGGUGGAGACCCAGAGCACAAGCUCAGAGGAGAUGGUUCCCAGUUCUCCUUCUCCACCCCCUCCUCCUCGUGUCUAUAAACCCUGCUUUGUGUGCCAGGACAAAUCUUCUGGCUACCAUUAUGGAGUCAGCUCUUGUGAGGGCUGCAAGGGUUUUUUCCGUCGCAGUGUCCAGAAGAACAUGGUGUACACCUGCCACAGAGACAAAAACUGCCAGAUCAAUAAAGUGACACGGAACCGCUGUCAGUACUGCCGGCUGCAGAAGUGCUUUGAGGUUGGCAUGUCUAAGGAAGCGGUUCGGAAUGACAGGAAUAAGAAAAAGAAGGACAUCAAAGAGGAGGUGGUUCUUCCAGAAAGCUACGAGCUGAGUGGAGAACUGGAAGAACUGGUUAAUAAAGUCAGCAAAGCACACAAGGAAACCUUCCCUUCGCUCUGUCAGCUCGGAAAGUACACGACUAAUUCCAGUGCGGAUCAUAGGGUUCAGCUGGAUCUUGGACUGUGGGAUAAGUUCAGUGAGCUCUCCACAAAGUGCAUUAUAAAGAUUGUGGAGUUUGCCAAACGUCUGCCAGGUUUUACUUCGCUCACCAUCGCAGACCAGAUCACCUUACUGAAAUCUGCCUGCCUUGACAUACUGAUGUUGCGGAUUUGUACUCGCUACACACCAGAACAGGACACUAUGACCUUUUCGGAUGGACUGACCCUCAACAGAACACAGAUGCACAACGCUGGCUUCGGUCCACUCACAGACCUGGUGUUUGCUUUCGCUGGGCAGCUCCUGCCUCUGGAGAUGGACGACACAGAGACAGGGCUCCUUAGUGCCAUCUGCCUCAUCUGUGGAGACCGCAUGGACCUGGAGGAACCUCAUCGGGUGGACCAGCUACAGGAGCCCCUGCUGGAGGCGUUAAAGAUCUACGCUCGCCGGAGACGCCCUAACAAGCCUCACAUGUUCCCACGAAUGUUGAUGAAGGUCACUGACCUCCGAGGCAUCAGCACUAAAGGAGCAGAGCGAGCCAUCACUCUAAAGAUGGAGAUCCCAGGUCCCAUGCCUCCUCUGAUCAGAGAGAUGCUGGAGAACCCUGAGGUCUUUGAGGAGAGCUCUGAUUCUAAAGACACUGGUGCUUCUGCCCCACCGCCUCCUGCCAUCCAAGCCAUCAAACGUGAGAGGGAUGAGGAAUCUGCUCUGGAGGAUGAAGAGGACGAGGAUGAUGAGUGUGCAGAGGAGGGACGGGACCGAGCAGGGGACAGCGAGGAUGAGGAAUGGGGACUCCUGCAAGUGGACAUGGGUGGAGCUAGAAAGAGUGCGACUGGAAGAGCUCAGUGACCGCCAUGUGUGCGGCUCUGAUACAUACAGACAACAGAGGACAACAUUUAUAUUCCAGACACCUGAUCAGUUGAUACAAACAAAGUCAUUCAGUCAAGCAAUUUCCCAUAAUGAACUAAAAAAGGCUUCAUAUGACAAAAACAAAACAACACAUGCACAACUUUGCACAUCUAGUUUCCUUCAACUUUUCAAAAGCAGUAAAAUUUAACCAUAAAAGAGAAAACCUUAAGAACAUGCCAACACUGUUACUUCAGACAGUGUUUCUCUAACUAAAAAAUUAGAAAUUAAAAAUAAUGCAAGACCAGAGAAAGAUACGCCACAGUGCCAUAUCUAGAAGUUACUUGUAUGCAUAUUUUGUACUUCAUUUGGAGAUGCCAAAUAUUUUAGAAUGUAGCCCAAAGCCUUGUUUUGUAAGGGAAAAAUAUAUAUAAUGUAUGACUAUAUGUGGAUACCUUAUCAGAACUGAUCAAUGAGAAAAAAAAAUGAAAAGAAGAGCAAACAACCACAUACAGUAAAUGACCAAUUCAACACAAUGGUCUAAAAACAUACAUUUACUACAUAAUGUAACUUUGUACUCUUGAUGUUGCAUUGUCUCAGUUAUAUUUUAUUGUGAAUAUUUUCAGCAACUCUGUGCUUCUUUCAGUGUGUUAUAAUGUGUUAUUGAUGACAUGCCUCUUUAAGAAACACUCCAAAUUCCCACACAGCCCUACAGCCAUACAACUCUACAUCCAAAUUUGACACGUACACCAACUUUAAGUUUUGGGCAUUAGACGAUUAAAACAUUUAAUUUAAAGAUUGGAAGAAAAAAAUAUAAAUACAUCACAUUAUUACAUAUCAAAUCUUUCACUCAGGGCAAAUAAAGGACCAAAGGUGAUCUACAUGUCUCAGAACAUGUGUGCACUAUACAUAUAUUUUGUCUUCAAAUAUUCUAUAUAAAUAAGCAAAAAGUAACAUUAAAAGCUAAAAUGUAAAAUUUUUCUCUGGGAUUUAGAAGAGUUGUGUGAUUAGAUAUUAAAGCAAUAACACACCAAUAUUUUAGAUAAAAAAGGAAGCACAACUCUAGAGUGUCAAACAUAAGACGAGCAUCUCAGCAAAAAUGAGCAGUGGUGUGCACAAACUGUUCCUUUCAGUCUCGUAAAAACUGACUACAAAUACAUUGGUUUCUUAUGUUCAAAUGAUUACAGCUCCAGCAGAUCAGAGAGGCUUCAGAAAGUGACUGUAUUGCUUUGAUGGAUGUCCAUCAAACUAUAUAAUAAUAAUAAAAACAAAACUCAAAUUUUGAUAACAUCAGUCAGAAUUACUGGCUUCGUAAGAGUGAUAUAAUAAGAGUGGUCACUUUGUACAGUUAAUAUCAUAAAUAAUGGAAAAGUUUUCAAAGUCAACCAAAGAUUUUUUUAGUUUAUUUUUUUACCCUAACCAAUAAGCCAUUUUUAACACUACAACAGUAUUCUUUGAAGUGUGUUGGAUCACCAUGUAUUUAUUAAAAUUCCAUAUAAAUAUGGUAAUCAUUCAGUACAAAAACCUGUAUGUUAAUACCAUGGUAUUGAAUGAUUACCAUAUUUAUAUGCCAUGGUGUUUACAUUUUAAAGAAAUAUGUUUUAAAACUUCAAAAAGUAAUAUGGAAUUACCAUGGUAUAUGUCAAAUAACAUGCUAUUACUAUGUUAACAGUUAUUUGUAGGUGAGAAUUAUCGUAGAGUAGUGUUUUUGAUUAAAAAGCACUCUACAAAAUUAGGUCUAUAGUGAGUUCUGUAGUCUAUAGCAUUUUUUCAGUACCCUUUUUGUCCUUCUGCCCUGCUAAGGUCUGUGCACGCCACUGAUGACAACGUUAUACCUCCUCACAUGACAGAACAGUGUUACCAAAACAACUCAUAAGCUUCUGAUUAUGUUCUGAUAUAUAGAAGCAGCACAGCAAGAUAUGUUUGGAUAGAGCCAUAUGGUUUAAGGUUGUAAGCUGCAUGCAUGCAUAGUUGUAUACUAUUUGCUUAAAACAUGAUAAGAUAUCUCUUUUAUACUUUCAUUUUUCUACUUUUGUGUCACUGCAAACCAUUUUAUUUUAAUACGUCAAGAGGACAUCUCAGACUUUUUGUCUUGUUUUGAAAUGUUGUUCUCUUAAAAUGUUUUCAAACACAAACACAUCAUAGGCUAUACAUAUUAUUUUAUUUAUUGCUUAUUUAUCCUCAUCUUGUUACAUUUUUGUUCUGUCUGUAGUCAGUGAUGCAUGUUAUGAACUGGGUUUUUGACCGCUCCCAUAAUUCCUUGUCUAUCUCUUAUUGAUAUCCUCUCACAGUGUGGAGGAGUUUGUCUGUAUGUACCGCCAUUGUAAUAAUCAGCCAAAAUGUAGAUGUGCUUAGACAACAAAAUGAGAUCAUUCCCAUUGAUCUCAGAACAGAAUGAAUGCAUGAUUACCACAGAGAGCGCUGGAUAAAUCUGCAGUGAUCAUAAAGUCUAGCAGCUUCAUGUAAAUGCACUGAUCCGGAUAUGUGACAGGGUAAAUAAGGCUUGCAGCGGCAGCAGCAAACGGUGCUAUUCAACACAAUUAGUUGAUCUCCUCUUAGACCAAAGACAAAUUAGCAGUUUUCGUUUUGGUGUGUACAUGCAUUCACACAUGGUGUGUUUGUUAUUACCAAGAGUACAUAGCCAUGUCUCUGGAAAUAUGAUAAAGGUCCCUAGAAACGCAUUAACCCUUCCAAGUCAGUUUAGCAUUGAUAAAUGUAUAAAUGUAGCAGUCCACGGCAAAGUGUAAUUUAAGAAGGCCACAGGAUAUUAAUGUUUUUGCGAAAUGUUUUUUUUUUUUUUUUUUGGCAUACGUUCCCCUCGUAUCGUAAACUAAACAUGAUAUAUUGGAUUUAAUUCAAGACUUUUUCUUUUUCUUUUUUUUUCUUAAAUAGUGUUUCUCUUUUGUGCUUGUAUUUUGUCAUUUAGUACAGUAGAGGUCAAAUGUUUUCUUCAUGAAGAAUUUUUUUUUUUUUUUUUGGUGGUUUGGAAUAAGUGUAUAUUACUUGUUUGUUUGUUUUCAUUAUUUGUUGCUAAAUGUGUCAUUUUAUUUGUGACUUUGUCUCUUCUGGGUUUUAAAACAUAGGAAACAUGGUGGGUCAUUUAAGAGUUAGAACUGCUAAGAAGAAUACUUAUUGGGGUAAACACAAAGUUUGUGUUUUAAUACAUAUUUUUAAACUUACAAAAUUAUUUGUAUUGAUCUUUCUUUGUUUGCAUUUUCUUCUUUGUGUUCUAAUUACUAAAAAAGUCCUUAAAUAUGGUUUCACAAACUAUGUUCUUGUAAAAAGGAUAUCUGAUUUUAUAUUAUUAUUAUUUUAGCAACGUUUUAAAUAUAAUAGCAUUUGAUGUUUGCUUGUAUUUUUUCCCUCCAUGCCUCAUCUCCCAAUUCUGAUUUUGCAUUUUCUUGUUUUAAACAUUUAUCUCAGAUAUGUGCCUUGCAAAAUAUGUUUCAAAUACCUUGCACAAUUGUUACAUCUUACUGUACAUGCAAGUUGAAGUCGUUAAGAAUGACUGACUUUAAAUGAUGUCCACAUAAUGUCUGGCUACAUUCUUUUAAAAAAUACUUUGUUUUCCAAAUGUUUUGAUUUUAUAAAGAAAUUUAUCAUCAAA
Carassius gibelio (silver crucian carp) is the source of this 5763-nucleotide messenger RNA. Its product is annotated as retinoic acid receptor gamma-A-like. Gene Ontology annotation, molecular function: nuclear glucocorticoid receptor binding; RNA polymerase II cis-regulatory region sequence-specific DNA binding; nuclear receptor activity. NCBI's taxonomy places the organism in Eukaryota, Metazoa, Chordata, Actinopteri, Cypriniformes, Cyprinidae. The record is from RefSeq and is a predicted model, not a curated record. Gene Ontology annotation, cellular component: nucleus; transcription regulator complex. The transcript is spliced from 9 exons. Gene Ontology annotation, biological process: cellular response to corticotropin-releasing hormone stimulus; regulation of transcription by RNA polymerase II; retinoic acid receptor signaling pathway. Bases 684 to 2159 code for a protein of 491 amino acids.